UUCUUUUCUCUCCUCUUCUCUUUCUCUCUCUCAGCUUUUUCUCUUUCUUUUUUACUUUGUUGGCUGUCUGUUUGGAUAGAGGUAAAACGAGGGAGAAAACUUUUUAAGUACCAAAGAAGCAGAGAAAAUUGCAAUGGCGGUUUCCAAGAAAUGCGUUUUCGCUUCUUUAGCUGUUCUGUUUUUGUUUCUUGUUGGAGCAAUGGCCACUGUACGGAAAGAUAACGCUUCCAGCAAUGUGGAGACAGAGAAGCUGCAGAGCUCGAAGAACUCAACAAUGGCAGCUAGGUCGGAAGAGGAGGCUGCGCCAUUGAAUGAGCAUGCGGUCGCUGACCCAGAGGCCGUGGCUGCCGAGGUCCAGACCAUCAUUGACAUGAAUAUUCACAAUGUGACUGAAAGGAGGAAAUUGGGGUUCUUCUCAUGUGGAACUGGUAACCCCAUUGAUGAUUGCUGGCGUUGUGACCCUAACUGGCAAAAGAACCGGAAGAGACUUGCUGACUGUGGCAUUGGUUUUGGAAGGAAUGCAAUUGGUGGCCGUGAUGGACGCUUCUAUGUUGUCACUGACUCUAGUGAUGAUGACCCUGUUAACCCCAAACCUGGGACCUUGCGUCAUGCUGUGAUCCAGGACCAGCCUCUUUGGAUUGUGUUCAAGAGGGACAUGGUUAUUCAGUUGAAGCAGGAGUUGAUUAUGAACAGCUUUAAGACCAUUGAUGGUCGUGGGGUGAAUGUCCAUAUUGCUAAUGGGGCAUGUAUCACAAUCCAGUUUGUUACCAAUGUGAUUAUUCAUGGUCUUCACAUUCAUGAUUGUAAGCCCACUGGCAAUGCCAUGGUAAGAAGCUCACCGUCUCACUUUGGGUGGAGGACAAUGGCUGAUGGCGAUGCAAUCUCCAUCUUUGGUUCAAGCCACAUCUGGGUUGAUCACAAUUCUCUCUCUAAUUGUGCUGAUGGUCUUGUUGAUGCUGUCAUGGGCUCAACUGCCAUUACCAUCUCCAACAACCACCUCACCCACCACAAUGAGGUGAUAUUGCUGGGUCACAGUGACUCUUAUACAAGGGACAAGCAGAUGCAAGUGACCAUUGCCUACAACCAUUUCGGAGAGGGACUCAUCCAGAGAAUGCCAAGGUGUAGGCAUGGGUAUUUCCAUGUGGUGAACAAUGAUUACACUCACUGGGAAAUGUAUGCUAUUGGUGGAAGUGCAAAUCCUACCAUCAACAGCCAAGGUAACAGAUAUGCAGCUCCAAGUAACCCAUUUGCAAAGGAGGUCACCAAGAGAGUGGAGACAGCUGAAAGCGCGUGGAAGAGCUGGAACUGGAGGUCAGAAGGAGACUUGCUGCUUAAUGGUGCCUACUUCACUCCAUCUGGAGCUGGCGCCUCUGCCAGCUAUGCCAGGGCCUCAAGUUUGGGAGCCAAGUCCUCUUCCAUGGUUGGAGCCAUGACUUCCAACGCUGGUGUUCUACCCUGCCGCAGAGGCAGGCAAUGCUAGUAUACCCCCCAAACAAUUAAACUGGCUGAAAAAACUGCCAUUUACAAUCUGUUUGAUUUUCCCUUUUCCACCAUUCUAAAAAAUUUAAAUCACUACCUACCAAAUAUCCCUUGUCUCUUUAUCCCAUCUACCUGCAUCAUCACAUAUUUUGACAAGUAUACAAUUUUUACGCAUGGUCAUCAUAUUGUCCCACCCACUCCACUCAUUCUCUUUACCAAUCUGUUUAUUUUCUCAACCUCGGCCUGCUUCAACUCAAGCAAAAACAUCUGUCAUGGAAGCAGGUGCGGAAGCGUUGUCCAUUUUUUUUUUCUUUUUGCUCUUUUCUGGUCUUCCUCAGCUUCACCCAAUUUCCCUCUUUAAGCCACCAUUUGGUCCAUCCCCAGUGUCAAUCUUGGUCUCUGCAUACUUUUUUGUCUUUUGGUUUCAUAGCUCUGAAUGAUUUGGUGAAUUUUUUUUUUAAUUUUUAAAAUUGUGUGUAGCCAUAGAAGCAAUAGUAUGAAUGUCAAACUUCUGAGUUAUUGAAAGACUUUGUUA
Messenger RNA from Durio zibethinus, 2014 nucleotides. RefSeq names its product putative pectate lyase 1. The record is from RefSeq and is a predicted model, not a curated record. Lineage: Eukaryota; Viridiplantae; Streptophyta; Magnoliopsida; Malvales; Malvaceae. Gene Ontology annotation, molecular function: pectate lyase activity.